This is a messenger RNA of Chaetomium fimeti, 964 nucleotides long. RefSeq lists its product as uncharacterized. The record is from RefSeq and is a predicted model, not a curated record. NCBI's taxonomy places the organism in Eukaryota, Fungi, Ascomycota, Sordariomycetes, Sordariales, Chaetomiaceae. Bases 1 to 942 code for a protein of 313 amino acids. The transcript has 3 exons.
AUGCCGUCCGACCUCUCGCAGAGCAGGCUCCAAGGGCUCCCGUUGGCCCCCGAGACCGUCCUCGCCCUCGCCGCCAAGGGCCGUAGCCUUUACGAAAACUUAAUCCACCGGCUCCAGCACUCACGGAGCGACCCAGCACUCCACGGGCUUGACCCCAACUACGAGAUCGAAGCCUCGCAUCUUGAGGACGCAACCGUCGGCGAGGAACUGGACGUCGCCAUCGGUAACGCCGGGCACCCCUUGGCGGGUUAUAUAUUUAUCCAAAUCCGAAACAACCCGUCCGCCGUCGCCACCCCUCCCGCGGACAUCUACCAGAACUAUGCGCAUGCCGGGGGCAAAGCUUUGCUUUGGAGGGGUGGGACGUUUGUUUAUGUCGGACGCUUUGGCGGAGACCUGUGCUUGGGGUGCGUUGGGCUCAUGCCUACCUCCCCGGGCUCUGGACUCUUGCAACCGAGGAUGCACGGUACCGACUGGCGGGGUCUGGGGGCCAUUUGGCGCCUGAUCAUCAGCAACGAGCAAACCCAGCGGCUCAUUGGCACUAUUUGCGGAGGUCGACUCGGCCCCCAGGAGUUUCUCGCUGGUGACGACCGAUUUUUCGCCCUUUUGGGCAGCGAGCACGGCAAAGCACCUUGUCGUAUGUUGUCGACUUACCCGGAUAUGUUCGGACGGAAGUGUAUCUCCCGGGUGGGCGUGUUCCCGAACGGCGGCCCGAGAGACCGGCCGAGUCUUUGCUGGUUCCUCGAGGAAGCACCUCCGCCGCCGCCGCCUCCGCCAUCACCCCCAGCCCCAACCUCCACCACCACUCCAGACCGGCCACUCUCUCGAAAGGAGGCCCGGCAGUAUAAAAAACGUCUCGCUAGCCAGGCUUCGUCUGCCUCGCCCGUCACGCCGACUCGCCCUUCCCGCCGCUCGCACGCGCGCAACGCCUCGGCGCCUCAGUGAGCCUUCCCUCCUUUGACCCGGG